AGAGAAAUAUCAUUGGUGUUCUUUUUUUCUUCUUGGCAAGCGUGAGAUCGGACAUCACCACCGUGCUCAUUUCCUACGCUAUCUCCUUCCUCCAUUCUCCGCCGCGAUGGAAUCGCCGAAGCAUUCAUUGAUCCCUAGCUUCCUCUAUUCCUCUUCUUCAUCGCCGAGAUCUUUUCUCCUCGAUCAGGUGCUGAAUUCCAACUCCAACGCUGCAUUCGCAUCCUCCAAUCUCGAAAAAUCUCCUUCUCCGGCCGCCCGUUCCUCGCCGACGACGAUGAUUUCUCAGAAGAAUUUCCUCAUUGCGUCUCCCACGGAGCCAGGGAAGGGGAUCGAGAUGUACUCACCUGCCUUCUACGCCGCCUGUACCUUCGGUGGAGUUCUCAGCUGUGGUCUGACUCACAUGACCGUUACCCCUCUCGAUCUCGUCAAGUGCAAUAUGCAGAUUGAUCCGGCAAAGUACAAGAGUAUCUCUUCUGGUUUUGGAAUUUUGUUGAAAGAGCAAGGAGUCAAAGGAUUUUUCCGUGGAUGGGUCCCUACUCUGUUGGGUUACAGUGCUCAGGGCGCCUGCAAGUUUGGGUUCUACGAGUACUUUAAGAAAUACUAUUCUGAUCUUGCUGGACCUGAGUACUUUGCCAAAUACAAAACCCUCAUCUACCUUGCUGGUUCUGCUUCUGCUGAAAUCAUUGCCGAUGUUGCACUCUGCCCAUUUGAAGCUGUGAAGGUCCGGGUUCAGACACAGCCUGGAUUUGCCAGGGGAAUGUCUGAUGGAUUUCCUAAGUUUAUCAAGUCCGAAGGAUACGGAGGCUUGUAUAAGGGUCUUGGUCCACUCUGGGGACGUCAGAUUCCUUACACGAUGAUGAAGUUUGCUUCGUUUGAGACCAUUGUUGAGAUGAUAUACAAGUACGCAAUCCCCAACCCAAAGGAUCAGUGCAGCAAAGGUCUGCAACUCGGAGUGAGUUUUGCAGGAGGUUACGUUGCUGGAGUGUUCUGUGCAAUCGUUUCUCAUCCAGCAGAUAAUCUAGUGUCGUUCCUCAACAACGCUAAGGGAGCAACCGUCGGAGAUGCGGUGAAGAAGAUAGGAGUUUUGGGACUGUUCACAAGAGGGCUGCCUCUAAGAAUUGUGAUGAUAGGGACAUUGACUGGAGCACAGUGGGGAUUGUACGAUGCCUUCAAAGUGUUUGUUGGCCUGCCUACCACCGGUGGUGUUGCUCCUGCCCCUCCGGCCCCUGCCAUCGCAGCUGCUGAAGCCUAAAAAUGAUGAUGAUAAAAGUUAGGAUUUUUGUUUGAAAAAAUAAGAGAAACGUAUGGCAAUGAGGAAGAGUGAGCUCAUCCUCCUAAUUCCCAACUUGGUCAUUUUUUUUUGAAAUUUGUGUUCCUGAAUUCAGGAUAGUACUCUUACCCUCUUUCUCACUCACCCCAGACUCUUUCCCUAUUAUUGUUUUUUUCUUGUCCACUUUUGUUUGCGUGAUGUAAUUUUAAAAGAUGAGAGUGACAAACUCUAUAGACAGAGUGGGCACACACCCACUUAUACUACUUUUGUUCGGUUUCAUUUGAAAAUCUCUUUUGGCUGUUUCUAUUCUAUGUCAUGAGUUUACUAA
Molecule: messenger RNA, 1598 nt
Organism: Eutrema salsugineum
Lineage: Eukaryota; Viridiplantae; Streptophyta; Magnoliopsida; Brassicales; Brassicaceae
Product: mitochondrial phosphate carrier protein 3, mitochondrial
Exons: 6
Coding region: 107-1252 (381 amino acids)
Biological process (GO): mitochondrial phosphate ion transmembrane transport
Cellular component (GO): mitochondrial inner membrane
Molecular function (GO): phosphate transmembrane transporter activity
Source: RefSeq, a predicted model, not a curated record